Molecule: messenger RNA, 657 nt
Organism: Cylicostephanus goldi
Lineage: Eukaryota; Metazoa; Nematoda; Chromadorea; Rhabditida; Strongylidae
Source: the annotation of a GenBank genome assembly
AUGAUUGCUCUUGAUGGCAGAACCCAGAUGACAAGACUCGAGAAAGGAAAAGGCGCAGAAGUUGCUGCAUAUUGUCGUUAUUUGGACAUGGAGUGGCGUGACGUCAACUCGCCUUUGUUAACGCUCGUCUAUCCCAAUAACGCCGUUCAUUGCUGCAAUCACCCAAACGCAACGCAUAUGAGCGUUACUGCUGGUCCACAAGACAAACUUACUGAUGCGGUCAAAAUACUGGACAAAAGGCCUGGAGACGUUAUUUAUACAACUUCGUUGUGUCUCCCGCCGAUUUAUGGCAACGAAAGCAAAUGGCUUAUGUUAGCAGAAAUGGUCGAGCACUAUAGGUUGCAGGGCCUUGACCAUUUCUAUUUAUAUGUAAAGGAAAUUGAUGACUAUUCCAAAAAGCUCCUUCUAAGUUAUGAGGCUGAUGGUGAUGCAGAGCUCAUAUAUUUCAAAGCCGACAUAAAAGGAGCUCAUCUUCAGUAUGCGGGGAUACAGGUAUGGGGCGGCAUGCAACAAUCUCCUGUUCAUGAUGAUCGGAUGAGCGUUCAGUGUUCCCGCUACCCAACGUCAUUGCCGGGUGGUUACCCAAACUUAAAGGGAGCCCGCGCCCCUGCAAGUUUGGCUAACCACCCGGCGAUGAUGUUGGAUAACCACCCGUAA